AUGCCAAAGUUCCCCGUGGCAGAGACGACCAAGAUCGUCGUCUCUGAUGAGGAUCGCGACACAGCAAACUCAGAGUUCAACCUUCAAACCAUCCAAGAGAUCCAGAACAGCUGGGUGGGGGCAAGCGAGACUCUGGUGCGCGCAAACCGCCUGUUCAUCAUGGAGGACAAGCUGCAGAAAGUGUGUCGCAGAACCGUGAAACCGCGCCACUUCUUCCUCUUCAACGACAUCUUGGUUUAUGGCACCGAGGUUGGGCGACGGCGGUACCGCAACCAGCACGUGCUGGCCUUGGCUGACAUCUCCAUCCGCAACCUUGGCGAUGACGAGGGCGAGCAGCCGUUUGGAUUCGAGAUUCUCCACAAGCGCAAGUCGUUCCAGGCGAAGAAGUGCAUGGUGUGCAACAUGACCGAGUUUACGGUGUUGACGCGCCGCCACCACUGCCGCUGCUGCGGAAAAGUUGUUUGUGCUACAUGCUCCCCUCACAAGGCUGUGCUGUACAAGGGCCGGCCUGAGCGCGUGUGCACCGUGUGUUUUGAAGAGAUCCAGGUGUCUGGCGGACCCCCACGGCCCGCAAAGCCCGCAGCCUCCCUGCGCACCGCAACUGUGUCCUCGUCAGUGACGGCCAGGCAGAAGAGGCCGAACGACGACGACGACUCCACAUCGGACUCAAGCGACCUGUCAAGCGAUGAUGAGGCGGCGGAUGACGCGAGCACGCAGGCGGUGCGCAGUUUUGUGACAUCGACGUCCAAGCCAGUGGCAUCACGCCCUGCUCCUGCCCCGCGUAAACCGCUCACAGAGGAGGAGAAGCUCCUGCACACGCUGAGCAACGAGCAACAAAUUGCGGUGAUGAUGAAGGUCAAGGAAGGCAACAUGUCCAUCGAAGAAGCCCUCGCUGAGGCUGGCUUGAUGGCGAAGGCGGCUGCCAUGAAACCGACACCAAAACCGCAGCAGCGAGAGAAGAAGAAUGUCGGUAACAACGACGACGACUCGUACCCAUCAACCAGCGACAGCUCAGAUGACGAAGAAGAAACGCCAAAGCCUUCACGUGCAGCCCCACCGCGUCCGGCCCCAUUCCGGCCUGCCCCGCCCGAGCCUGCGCCAGUCGCCCCCGCGCGGCGCAAGAAGAAGUCCUCGACAACGGAAGCAGAGACAGUAAAACCACAGCCAGCGCCGCAGGCAGCAGCGGAGAAGGGCGACGACACGAAACAGGAGAGAAAACAGGAGCAGCAGCAACAACAACAACAACAACAGGAGCCCCAGCAGCAACAACAACAGGAACGGCAGCAACAGCAACAGCAGGUCGAGGAGGCGGUGAAGCCGACGCCAUCAGCGCGGCGGAAACCACGCAGACAGUUCAAGGCAGACACGCCUGACGAUGCGACAGCGACGACGGCACCCGACACGGCAGCUGAAGCUGAGGCAGAACCACAACCACAGGAGCAGGAACAUCAGCAGCAUCAGCAGCAGCAGCAGCAGCAGCAGCAGCAGCAGCAGCAGGCGGACGGUGGAGCAAAGCCGGUCCCUGCGCGGCGGCGCCGGCGGCCGCAGUUCAAGGCGGAGUCCACCGAAGCGACGCCAGCAGAGACGGAAACUGCUGUCUCAGAACAAGCCAGCGAGCCCGCAGCACCGACUGCCAACGACAAUGAAGAUGACGACCCAGAGUUGGCUGCGGCCCGCCAGCGCCGGCUGGAACGCGAGCAGCGGCGGCAGCAACGAAAACAGCAGGAAGAGCAGGGCCAGACGGGCAACAACGACGAUGUUGCCGAGACGCCCGAAGACGAGCAGCAGGAACAGCAGCAGCAGCAGCAGCAGGAACAGGAACAGGAACAGGAACAAGAACAGCCGCAGGAACAACAGGAACAACAGCAGCAGCAAGUUGCGGCCGAGGAGGGUGCAGUUGCGGAGGCUGAGGCCAGCGUGGAGGCCAUGCAAGUGGGCGAUGCAGCGUCGAGCGCUCGACCAGAGAAGCCGCGCAGGCGCAGGAGGCAGUUCAAGUGA
Salpingoeca rosetta is the source of this 1998-nucleotide messenger RNA. RefSeq lists its product as uncharacterized. The record is from RefSeq and is a predicted model, not a curated record. NCBI's taxonomy places the organism in Eukaryota, Choanoflagellata, Craspedida, Salpingoecidae. Bases 1 to 1998 code for a protein of 665 amino acids. Gene Ontology annotation, molecular function: metal ion binding. The transcript is spliced from 12 exons.